CCUCAGACCGCUCACUUACUCAAUGCUGGUCAACCUCAAUUGUUGUCUUGAGUUUUGUCUGAGUACCGAGUAAGGUCUUGAAGAACCUCCCUUUUAUUACACCAACACCCAAUCUUCUUUCAAGCCAUCAUAAUCAGCUCUCCGUCCCUCUUGGAUGGAUCCAACCCACAAACUCCCUGGCCCACCAGGGACCCCGCUCUUCCCUGCUUCCCCGGACCGCGUGAACAAGCAGCGUCCUCUCUCGACAUUCGAGUUGGAAUUGCCCGCGGCAGCUGGGCGGGAACGACCUGAACGCCAUGAACGGACCGGCUCCGUGCAAGACAAGAUUGCCGCGCUCAACUCCGUUGCCAUGCAAGGGAAGCAAUUAGAGAGGAAGGCGAACGAUGCAGCUCUCAAGCGGGCGAUGCUGGGCAGAGAGGAGGCCGAGAGCGAGAUGCGCCGGUAUAGGGAGGAGGCGCGGGCAUUGCGCCGGCAGAUAGAAGAGGGAAAGGAUCGAGAGAGAAAGGUUGGCGAGAGGUUGGAGAGCGUUAUGGAGAACUACGGCAGGGCCAAAGAAACCCAUGCUCAUACACAGGCUUUAUGGGAGAAGGAGAUACGGCGAGCACGCAAGGAAAACUUCAAAUCACAGUCUGUGGUCGUCAAGCUUCAAGAGGAAUUGAAGACCGCACGGAAUAUGGCCAAGCUUGUCCAGGCGGACCUAGAGGAGGAGAAGGAGCGUGGCAUGAAAAGGGAACAGGAAGCUUUCGCAGCACGCUACCAAUUAGUCGGGGUUCAAGAAGAGCUGGCACAAAUGCAGGAGAAGAUCAAGCUGGUGGAGCAGGAACGGGAUGCGCUGAAGACUAUUGCUAAGCAUGAGGAGAUCGCAAGGAUCGCUGCUGAGGGUCGAAUCCCACUCCCCCCUUCUCCACAAGACGAUGAAUUCGCAUCCCCGAAGAAAGCACGCAAGUCUGUUGAUCUCGCCACCAUCACCUCUUCAGCCGCGAGCGAAGACGAGUUGGACGACAUGAGGAUGCGAUUACAGUGGGAGCAGCAACGCGCAGAUAGGGCUCAUGAGCGCGUGGAGUUCCUCGAACUCGAAUGCAGACUCAAUUGCUGCGUAUCAAGAGCAACACGCCCCGUGGAGCCGACAGGCAGCAGUGACCAAGCAUCAACAUCUUUGCCGGUGGAAGCCAGCCGCUCAAGUACAAUCUUCAUCCCUGCUGAAGGGGUCUUUAGAAAAAUAUCUCCAGCUUCACGGGGAGCACCACAGGACGCACCACGGGAAAUACCACAGGAUGCAUCACAAGAUGUACCACAAGACGUACCACCGGAAGCAUCACGGGAAGUACCACAGGAUGUACCACAGGGAGUACUACAGGAAGCACCACAGGAUGUACCAAAUGAAAGACCUGAGGAAGUACCAGAGAAAGUACCAGGGGAAGCACCGGAGGGAGCACCCAAGGCACCCAAGGCGUCACCCUGGAUCUCGCCAGCGAACAACAUGCUGUCGCCCAUGGAUCCUCCUCAGGAUGCCCAACCCACUGAGCCUUUAAGCUAUGCUCGAACCCCUUCCUGUGAACCCCCCGCGCUAGCCGUCUCCCUAGACGCCAACACCUCUCUCCUCUCCCUCUUCGACGCUCCACACCAUUCCGUUGAAACAGAGAAUGACAACGACAAUGCCAUUGAGGACAAUGAGGACAACGACGACACAGUAGUGCGUGCACCCUCCCCCGCACCCCGAGAACCCGUCUUCCACACCAUCUCCACCACCACCACCAUCCCUCUCUCCAACCCUGACCUCGGCCCUACCAUGUCCCGCGAAGAAGCACUCGCCCAGAUCCGCGCCCGUCGCGGCCGCGCCCGCAGCCUCGCCAACGGCACCUUAACGCCCAAGAAACCAACCUCAGGUCCCGAGAGCCGGCGUGACAUCUCGGCGCCAGCGAGUGCGGGCCGCGGCUUAAAAAGCGGUGCUUUGAGAGGCAUGCUCAGAGCCUAACAGUUACCUAACCUUACGGUACGAAAUGGAAUGGAUCGAGCUAGACCUAGGUAUAUAUUGAUGAUGUGUGUUUGAUAAGAUGGAGAGGAGGGAGGUUGGUUUCACUGCAUUCAUAGCACCGGCGUUCGUUAAGGGCGGGAUUGUUGGGUGGUUAGGUACCCUACCUAUCUUGCCUUUUCUACGGGGCGUUCGUUCGUUCGUUCAUUAUUCUAUGCGUAAUGAGGGGGGGGUGGACUGCUUUUGAGGGUGUUUGUCUGAAAAGCUUGAUGAUGUGUACCUAGUUCGUUGUGUUGUGUUGUGGUGUAAGGUAGAGGUUAGGGGGUGUUACUGACUUGCAUAUAAUUAUCUUAUUUACCUCUUCCGUCCCCCCCUUUUCUCCUCCCCCAAUAUAAAUUCCAC
Molecule: messenger RNA, 2374 nt
Organism: Amorphotheca resinae ATCC 22711
Lineage: Eukaryota; Fungi; Ascomycota; Leotiomycetes; Helotiales; Amorphothecaceae
Exons: 2
Coding region: 155-1975 (606 amino acids)
Source: RefSeq, a predicted model, not a curated record